Molecule: messenger RNA, 1336 nt
Organism: Lates calcarifer (barramundi perch)
Lineage: Eukaryota; Metazoa; Chordata; Actinopteri; Centropomidae
Gene: pttg1ipb
Product: PTTG1 interacting protein b
Exons: 7
Coding region: 72-620 (182 amino acids)
Biological process (GO): protein import into nucleus
Cellular component (GO): cytoplasm; nucleus
Source: RefSeq, a predicted model, not a curated record
CCUCGUAAACCGUUGGUCCACCCUUCACUUCAGCCUCACUUCAGAGACGUUGGAGUUUGUGGGUUAUUUCCAUGCAGUCGGUGGUUUUCACAAUGUCCGGAGUUUGUAGACCUUCGGCCAUCGCUGUCGCCUUAAUUCUCUGCGGCUUCACUCUAACAACAGAGGCGCAGACAUCGACUCCUUCUCCAGCUCCGACUCCUUGUGCCUUGAGAUCCAACACCAGUUGUGCAGAAUGCCUGCAAAAUGUGACAUGUUUGUGGUGCAUACCAACACAACAAUGCAUUGACUACCCAGUGAGGAACAUCCUGCCCCCCAGCAGUGUGUGCCCUUUGACUGAUGCACGAUGGGGGGUCUGUUGGGUCAACUUCCAGAUUUUGAUCAUCAGCAUGUCAGUGCUGGCUGGCAUCAUCAUCAUUGCCAUUCUUGUUUGCUGCUUCUGCUGCUGCAAAUGUGAAAGAAUUGGAAGCAAGAGAGAAGAUGCAAAGGUGGAGCGACAAACCCGAGCGAGGAAGGCCCGGCAGAAAGCAAAGAGAACAGAAAUGCAGUUGAGGCAUGAUGAAAUCAGGCAGAAAUAUGGUCUGGCAAAGGAUAAUCCAUACUCCCGUAUGAAUGAUCAUUAAGAAGAAUCUCGAUGAUGACCAUUCCUUGAAAAGAGAUGAUCUUAAGAUGAUCUUCUUGAUGCCAGUAACAUUGAGAUACAAAGUACAAGUAGCAUAUGAUAAACUGUGAUUAUACAGAUUGAGUUCAGUGAUGGUAAAAAAAAAAAAAAAGGUCACCAAAUCAUUUUGACUGAGAGUAGACUAUAUUCCACAUUCUGUUCACCUAAUGUUUCAUUUUUUUAUACACAUCACUUUCUGCUAUUAAUAUUUCUUCUGCCUUCAUUUUGAUGUAAAUAAUUGUGUGAAAAUCUGUUCAGUUAACUUGUUUUUAGAUAUACAAACAUCAUUGUAUAAUUUUGCAUAAAAUGCAGUAAUAUAACAAUUUCAACAACUCUGGAGCUGAUUGGUGCUCAUGGUACUCUUUUUUUAUAACCAGCAGUUUCACUUUCAUUCUGUAUUGGUAGACUUUUUUACUGAUCGUAACUCAUGUCUAAAGUUCACCAUUUAUUUUUAUAUAAAUAGUUCAGUUAUAACAUGUAACACCACAUUUUACAGUUUUUGCUAUUUUAUCUGUCGAUAAAUAUCAGAAUCAGAGUAAGUUUUAGAAGAUUACUGGAUAAAGGAAAUGUGUGUUCUUUAAUUACAUGGGAAGCAUUUGAUUCUUGUGCAGCUGUUAAAAACAAAUUGUGACCAUAAAUUUUUAAAUGUAAUCAAUAAAAUUGAAAAUGUUCUUAUUA